CCUCUUCCAGGGAUGCCCGGAACCCCCGGGACCCCGGCUUUCCCAGCGCCUGGGGUCAAGCCCUCCGGCCGCGGCCCGCUUCUCUCUCCCGGCACCUUUUCUAUUUUAACCUAAUCAAAUUUAUCAUCCUUCUCCGGUUAGCGCGCGUCGUUCCGUGCAUUCCUGCCGGGUCCUGAAGGCACCCCGCCGUCAUCCCGAGCGCCCGCCACGCCUACCUUCCCACACUGGGCGUCCGCAUCCCUCACCCUGCCUUCGUGCCCCGCCCGCGACGCCGUCCUCUCCCGGCACGCAGUGCGCAGGCGCGCCCGGGGAUUGGGAGGGGGGAGGUGGGGGCUCCCGCUACGAGCGGCGUAGUGCGCCUGCGCUGAGGGCCUGCGCGAGCGCACCCCUCCCCCCGCCUCUCCGUGUCGUCUAUAAACUCGCGAGCAUCUCCUCGCGAGAGGUUCGGUUCUUAUGCUCGCUGCGGGGGUCGGAGGUCAGAGCGAGCGUCUUGCCGGCCGCAGGAGGAAGAUGGCGGUAGAAUCGCGCGUCACCCAGGAGGAAAUUAAGAAGGAGCCGGAGAAACCCAUCGACCGGGAGAAGACCUGCCCGCUGCUGCUGCGCGUCUUCACCACCAACAACGGCCGCCACCACCGCAUGGACGAGUUCUCCCGCGGAAACGUGCCGUCCAGCGAGCUGCAGAUCUACACUUGGAUGGAUGCGACCUUGAAAGAAUUGACUAGUUUAGUAAAAGAAGUCUACCCAGAAGCCAGAAAGAAGGGCACACACUUCAAUUUUGCAAUUGUUUUUACGGAUCUUAAGAGGCCUGGCUAUCGAGUGAAGGAGAUCGGCAGCACCAUGUCCGGGAGGAAGGGCACCGACGACUCCAUGACGCUGCAGUCGCAGAAGUUCCAGAUCGGGGACUACCUGGACAUAGCCAUCACGCCUCCCAACCGGGCCCCGCCGGCCUCCGGGCGCAUGAGGCCCUAUUAAACUUGCCUUCCUGUUGCCUGAGUUUAUUUUUCAUGCAGUUGUGUAAAAUAAACGUCCACUUUUUCCUCCCUC
Phacochoerus africanus (Common warthog) is the source of this 1044-nucleotide messenger RNA. It is a transcript of the gene SAP18, whose product is annotated as Sin3A associated protein 18. Gene Ontology annotation, biological process: negative regulation of DNA-templated transcription. The transcript is spliced from 4 exons. Gene Ontology annotation, molecular function: transcription corepressor activity; transcription factor binding. Lineage: Eukaryota; Metazoa; Chordata; Mammalia; Artiodactyla; Suidae. The coding region runs from base 454 to 972 and encodes 172 amino acids. The record is from RefSeq and is a predicted model, not a curated record. Gene Ontology annotation, cellular component: nucleus.